GCAGAAUUGUAGGAAAAAUCAAACAAAAUGGGUAAAAGCAAAAUCCAGUGCAGCAAAUGUCAGAAAAAGUGUUCCGGUGAGGUGUUGCGCGUUUCGGAUCGCUACUUCCACAAGACAUGCUUCCAGUGCACCAAGUGUCAAAAGUCACUCGCAACCGGUGGAUUCUUCUCGAAGGAUGGCUCCUACUACUGCACAUUGGACUAUCAGAAGCUGUACGGGACAAAGUGUGCCGCCUGCAGCCAGUACGUUGAGGGUGAGGUCGUAUCGACGAUGGGCAACACAUAUCAUCAGAAGUGCUUCACCUGCAGCAAAUGUAAACAGCCGUUCAAAUCGGGCAGCAAGGUUACCAACACCGGCAAGGAGGUACUGUGCGAGACCUGCGUCAAAUGUCCACCCGGUAGCGGGGUAGGCGGUGGAGGAGCACCAGUUGGGUCGCCUACGAUCGCGGGCGGUACGGCCAGUGGUGGUGCUUCGGCCACCGUUUCACCCAAGAGCCGUGCAAUCGAGCAGAAGCAGGAACAGCGCACGAUCAAGGAGAUCACCUCGAGCCCAACGAAAGCGGCCACACUGCAGCACCAUCAGGAGACGGUGAAGAAGCAGCAACAGUUGCUUCAGAACGGUGGCAAACAGCCGGACCCGAACGAUUGUGCCGGUUGUCAGCAGCAGCUAAAGGAGGGCCAGGCACUCAUUGCUCUCGAUCGUCAAUGGCAUAUUUGGUGCUUCAAAUGUAAUGCCUGCGGUACUACCCUGAACGGCGAGUAUAUGGGGAAGGACGGCGUUCCAUACUGUGAGAAAGACUUCCAGAAAUCCUUCGGCGUGAAGUGUGCCCACUGCAAUCGGUACAUUAGUGGCAAGGUGUUGCAAGCCGGCGAUAACCAUCACUUCCAUCCCACGUGCGCACGGUGCACCAAGUGCGGCGAUCCAUUCGGCGAUGGAGAGGAAAUGUAUCUGCAGGGUGGUGCAAUCUGGCACCCGAGAUGCGGUCCCGGACCAUCAUCCGAGGCCGGCAUCUUGAAUGGCGUCGAUACGAACGGCUUUAACACGGAGACGGAGUUCGAUCGCACCAGUACAAGCGGUAUGAGUGAAAUUCAGUUCACGUAUCGUUCACAAACUCCGAGUGUUAAUGGUUCAGUUUACAGUCCCUACACGCAUAGAAAGUAUCAUCGUACCACGAGCCCGGGCCUAAUUUUAAGAGAAUACAAAAAUCAAGGCUAUGAGGAUAUCGCUCGUAUCUACACCUACAGCUACCUAACUGAGGAGCCGGGCUAUCUGCGGCGUCCGAUCGAACCAUACGAUAGAGCUCCGGUAUCGCCGCACUUUCAUCGUCCGGUACACUACCACACGGCGAUGAGUGUCGGUGGUGGUACGGCCAGCAGUGUCGGUAUGCGGUCCGCAGCCGGUUCGCGGUCGCAUUCGCGCAGCCGCAGCGCUAUGAAGGUGCUGGUCGACAGUAUCCGAUCGGAAACGCCUCGCCCGAAAAGCCCGGGCAUGAACAACGAGGAACCGAUCGAGCUAAGCCACUAUCCCGCGGCCAAGAAGCCACCGCCGGGCGAAAAACCAAAGAUCGAACGGGAUGACUUCCCGGCCCCGCCUUACCCGUACACGGAUCCGGAGCGUCGUCGCCGCUAUUCCGACUCAUACAAGGGUGUACCUGAAUCAGACGACGAAGUCGACCAUGCGAAUAAUAAGGAAAACGUUACGGAAAAACGCCACACGAAGGAGGAAGAAGAGCUGCGCAAACUGAAAUCAUCCGGCAUGGGCACGGUAAUACUGAAGGAUCUGCAGGAGAAGAAGCGCUACGAGCACUGGAAGCAGGAAAAUCUGGAUCCACGCAACGCGUCCCGCACACCAUCCGCUUCGAAAGAACCAAUGAACCGGAUGCGCUACGAAUCGCCGGUCGGUGCGUCACCUUCGCGUAACCUUGACCACCAGAAACCGUUCUACGAGGACGAGUUCGACCGUUCUACCAGUUACCGUGGAUCGGUCGGUCGUGCCAUUGGAAACGCGACCAGUUACAACGUGGUGAGUUCCUUACGACAAGUACCUAAACCGGGUUACGGCUUGGCCCCUCGUUCGCAUACCUUCAGUUCCGCUACGUCCGGUUCUGCUCACGGUGUUCCUGACUUCUCAUUCAGCGGACUCGGAGACAAGACCCACAGUACGGAGUUUAGCUGCGGCAAAAGUGACAUUUCCGGCGAUUCCAUAACCGAGGGCGAUCGUCGUGCGCUGGGUGCAGAAAUUCCUGCCUCCAGCACGUACUCCGGUGCACUUUCCUAUCACUACCCGCAGCAACCGACACGUCGCAGCUUGCCCAACAUGGCCCACUCGAUGCUGGUGCACGAACCGGCCAAAAUUUAUCCCUACCAUCUGCUACUAAUCACCAACUACCGAUUGCCGUCGGAUGUCGAUCGAUGUAAUCUAGAGCGUCACCUAUCGGAUGUUGAGUUCGAAGCGAUUCUACAAUGUACGCGGCCCGAAUUUUACCGUAUGCCCCAGUGGAAGCGCAAUGACAUGAAACGACGUGCGCGUCUGUUUUAA
Messenger RNA from Anopheles maculipalpis, 2538 nucleotides. It is a transcript of the gene Unc-115a, whose product is annotated as actin-binding LIM protein 2. Gene Ontology annotation, cellular component: actin cytoskeleton. Gene Ontology annotation, biological process: lamellipodium assembly; cytoskeleton organization. The coding region runs from base 28 to 2538 and encodes 836 amino acids. The transcript is spliced from 12 exons. Gene Ontology annotation, molecular function: actin filament binding. Lineage: Eukaryota; Metazoa; Arthropoda; Insecta; Diptera; Culicidae. The record is from RefSeq and is a predicted model, not a curated record.